Molecule: messenger RNA, 2047 nt
Organism: Nicotiana tabacum (common tobacco)
Lineage: Eukaryota; Viridiplantae; Streptophyta; Magnoliopsida; Solanales; Solanaceae
Product: chloroplast processing peptidase
Biological process (GO): thylakoid membrane organization
Cellular component (GO): chloroplast thylakoid membrane
Molecular function (GO): serine-type endopeptidase activity
Source: RefSeq, a predicted model, not a curated record
CUAUUUCUCUUAUUCAUCUUCUCAAUGGGAUACUAUCACAACUCCUCUUCAUAUCAUUUCUCCACUAAUUUUUCGAUAUUGCCUUCAACCCCUCUAUUUUUGUAGAGGGUGAAAUAUUGGAGGGAGCCGCCGAGAAGACGACGGAAGAAAGAGAGUUGUAAGAAGCAUGGGGUGAACAGGGGACCGGUCGCCGAUGGAAGAAAUGAAUCGGAGUAACAGGGAUCUGUCGCCGGCGGGGAACUUGUAGAAGAUUAAAGAGUGGUAGGGUGGGAUUAAAAAGUGAUAGGAUGGUAGGGGUGGGAAUUUGUAUAAGAUUAAAGAGGGGUCGUCUUGGAAGAUGAGGAAGGGGUGGGUGAGGUUCUUAUUUUUCUUUUAUAUUUUUAAAUAUUUUUUUAACUUUGUUGAAAUUAAAUCCAUGUGUCCUCGUCUUAUUCGUUACUUGGCGUGUGAAUUACACGUAUCUUUUAUGUUUGGCUGCCUAUUAAAUUUUACGUCUAAAUGACACAGUAAUAACUUUGUUAUAAGGUUUAAAUGGAACAGACUCAAGAUUAAAUGUCAUAGUGAAAAGAAAGGACAAGUUUAAUGGUCUGUCGGUGUAUUUUGCCUUUUUUGUUUUCAAAACUUUGUUGUAGAAUAUUAAUGGAUCUAUACUUUAGCCAUCUUUCAUAUUUUUUUAAUUUAUCACUUUUUAAAAUAUAAAAUUAUCUAAAAAGUUUUGCUAAGUCCUAAUUUUGGUGAUACAUAAUAGAAUAACUGAAAAAUUAGUAUGUACCAUUGCCCCCUAACCGAAAUACACACGUAAUUAGCUGCCAAUUCAAAUUUCAACACCUAAAGGGAACUCUAAACUGUUUCAGAUAAAAAUUUACAUUCAAUUCAAUGAUAGCUCUUCAGCUUCUCCUUCCAUUAUCUUCUCUUCAAAACCCUAACUUUACCUCAAAAACCCCAAAUUUCUCACUUUCCAAAUUCAACCCUUUAUCUAAAACUUUCCAAUUCAAUGAUACCCAUUUCAAUUUUUUCAUCAGAACUCCCAAGAUUCUAACUUUCAAGCAAUUUAGAUGUAAAAAAGCUAAAAAUCAGAGCUUUAUAUGUAAAGGGGUCAAAAAAGACUCAAAUGAAGAGACUUCAAAGGCAGUUUUGGACGGCGGCGGUGGUGGCGACGGCGGCGGAGGUGGUGGUGGAGAUGAUGAGCAAAAUGGGGUUUUGCCAGAAUGGCUGAAUUUUAGUCCGGAUGAUGCAAAAACUGUCUUUUUAGCAGUGGCUGUAUCACUUGCAUUUAGGUCCUUUGUGGCUGAGCCACGGUUUAUACCUUCUUUGUCCAUGUAUCCCACGUUUGAUGUUGGCGAUAGAAUUGUAGCUGAAAAGGUCAGCUACUAUCUCAGAAAGCCUUGUCCCAAUGAUAUAGUAAUAUUCAAAAGUCCUCCAGUCCUUCAGGAAGUAGGAUACACAGAUGACGAUGUCUUUAUUAAGAGGAUUGUUGCCAAGGAAGGUGAUAUUGUCGAGGUUCAUGAAGGAAAACUGAUCAUAAAUGGGGUUGUGAGAAGUGAAGAUUUUCUUCUCGAGGCACCCAAAUACGAAAUGACACCAGUGCGUGUACCUGAGAAUUCAGUUUUUGUGAUGGGUGAUAAUCGGAAUAACAGCUAUGAUUCGCAUGUGUGUCUUAUUUAAAACAGGGGACCGCUACCUGCAAAGAACAUAAUAGGCAGAUCAAUAUUUCGGUAUUGGCCUCCAACAAGAAUUGGCGGGACAGUUCUUCCUCAAGGUUGUGCUGUCGACAAGCAGGAAAAUAGUUUAGCGCCACAGUAGGUUACCUAGCCUGAAAACUUAGGCCACAGUUUCUCCUUUCUUCUUUUUGGUGGUUUUCUUUGUUCUACUCUCUUUCUGCUUUCGGAAUUGACAUGAAAAUGUAAAAAUAAUUAUUUAUUCAACUUAGGGCACUGCAAUUACUGCAGAGCUGAUAACAUGUCUAGUUUGAGGUAGGAUGUAUUGUAUAUUAGCAGGCAUUUGACUCAGUUCUCCUUUCUAAUAAUCUCUCCUUCCAUUUCUUAAA